Molecule: messenger RNA, 1503 nt
Organism: Suillus subaureus
Lineage: Eukaryota; Fungi; Basidiomycota; Agaricomycetes; Boletales; Suillaceae
Product: kinase-like domain-containing protein
Exons: 8
Coding region: 1-1503 (500 amino acids)
Biological process (GO): protein phosphorylation
Molecular function (GO): ATP binding; protein kinase activity
Source: RefSeq, a predicted model, not a curated record
AUGGUCUUUCCAUCGAGCGACCAGCACAAAGAAUCCGUGCCUCUCCUUUCCGUUCACCUCGUCUCCUCGGCGGCAACCUCUCGCGAUGUUUCAGAUAGUAUCAGUACAUCUGACUUACGCAGCCUAUUUGCACAAGGGAGCCAGAUAUUGCCAAACGAAUUCUCUCCCACGUUUCCACAUACACCGGUUUCCCCCAACUCAGGCCCAUAUUUUUCGACUCCCAGUGUUCACAACUCGCAAUCGUCUACUUCACGUAUUGAGUUGCCUCGACUCGAUAUGAAAUAUCUUCAGAGUACGCAUGGCCAACUUCCCAUCACACCUGAUUCCCCUCUACACCCCUCCGACCUUGGGAAGAGUACCGCACAUGGUCAGGAUCAGAUAGUGCAUGGACAUCUAUUCCCAAGCAUUCCUGGUUCAUAUGGCACAGUUCUUGUGGAAGGGAACGACAAUCGUAAGCAUGGAUUUGCUAGUGAUCUCUCUGGGAUGCUUCCUACGCCCAUAUCUCCAAAUGCACAAUCCGGAAGUCCGACGACCCCUGUUCAACCGAUUGACUUGACAGGUUGGAUUACUCGGAGUUACGGCCUUGAUCCCAUAGCUGGGGGUGCUUUUGGAAACGUCUGGAAAUGUACUUACAACGAUGGUACCAGGUGCAUCCCGGUUGCUGUGAAGGGCUUCAGAUUCCAAGUUAACAAGAAUACCUCAAAGAGACUGAGGAGAGAAAUGGGCAUUUGGAGAAGACUUAAUCACCCAAAUGUCAUGGAAUUCAUGGGCUAUGCUUUCGGCUUUGGUGUUUCGAUGUCCCUUGUUGCGCCUUGGGCUGCAAAUGGGACUUUAACCGAUUGCCUGGAAAAAAGUUGGCUGAUCAUCACUAUUGCUGAUCAACUCAGUUUGUUGGACGAUAUCGUCUCUGGUCUCACUUACCUACACUCUUAUCCUAAUAAUCCCGUGACCCACGGGGAUCUCACUGGGUCUAAUGUUCUUAUCCUCGCGGACAUGACUGCAUGCAUCGCCGAUUUUGGACUAUCAAGCAUGCUCGGCGACCUGCAAACCGGUUCGACUUACCUCGCAGCCACCGCUAUGUAUCCAGGCGCAGUACGAUGGACAGCUCCCGAGCUCCUCCUGUCAGAUGACGUACAGCCGACGACGCUCAGCGACAUCUACUCUCUUGGCAGUAUCAUGCUCCAAGUCCUAUCAGGCAAGGUACCUUGGCACGAGAUCAAACGGGAAGUGAUUAUCAUACGGGAGAUCCAACAAGGAAACACCCCUUGUUGUCCGUCCCACACUCCCCUCGUCGGUGAAUUAUGGCCGUUUAUCCGUGAGUGCUGGUCGUUAUCACCGGCCUCACGACCCACAGCUGGCACCGCCCUCGAAUUUAUCCGAUAUAUCAGAAUUAAAUUACUCCCAGUCCCUGUAGGCGACUGCAACGCACCCAGUUCUACCGCUGCACACCCUGCAAGUAGUCCCGGACCAUCAAAAAGGCCACGUUUGAAAAUAAUUACAUAG